This is a messenger RNA of Colius striatus (speckled mousebird), 730 nucleotides long. RefSeq names its product NADH:ubiquinone oxidoreductase subunit AB1 (gene NDUFAB1). The coding region runs from base 41 to 541 and encodes 166 amino acids. Gene Ontology annotation, cellular component: mitochondrion. Gene Ontology annotation, biological process: fatty acid biosynthetic process. The transcript is spliced from 4 exons. Gene Ontology annotation, molecular function: acyl binding; acyl carrier activity. NCBI's taxonomy places the organism in Eukaryota, Metazoa, Chordata, Aves, Coliiformes, Coliidae. The record is from RefSeq and is a predicted model, not a curated record.
CCGCCGGGAGCGGCGCGGCGCCCGCCGGGAUCAGGUCACCAUGGCGGCCCGUGUCCUCUCGGCCUCUGCCCGCCGCCUCCUGCCGCGCCCGCCGCCGCCCGCCCCGCGCCCCGCCGCGCUCGCCACGUUCUGUGCCCGCCGCCCGCCGGCCCUGCCGCUGGCGCAGCCGCCGGCGCGGGCGAGGCCCGGCGCGGAGCGGGCGGCCCGGCGCGGCGCGCUGCCGCCGCGUCUCUUGCAGGUGCCGCGGGCGGCCUGGCCCCCGUGCCGCCGCUUCUCCGACCUGCCGCCCCUGACCUUGGCGGACAUCAAGGACCGCGUUCUCUACGUCCUCAAGCUGUACGACAAGAUCGACCCCGAGAAGCUCACGGCCGAGUCUCACUUCAUGAAAGACCUGGGCCUGGACAGCUUGGACCAAGUGGAAAUCAUCAUGGCCAUGGAGGACGAAUUCGGGUUCGAAAUUCCUGAUGGAGAUGCAGAAAAACUAAUGUGUCCACAAGAGAUUGUAGACUACAUUGCAGAUAAGAAGGAUGUUUAUGAAUAAACCCAGUUCUUCAAAGCCGAGAGCUGUCCCUGCUGCCGGGCCAGGGCGGCAUCAGCGGCUGUGAGUGUAAGCGCACAUACUCUGCCGUGGCGGCUUUCAGCAGAAAGCUGUGCUUGGAUGUUGUAUUUAAAGCUGUCUGGAUACGUUGUCCUUUAAAAACAAGAAAAAUAAAAAGGAAUAAAUCUGUGA